AUGACAGAAAUAAGUUUUGGGCACGCGCUUCCUAGUAACUUAGAUUACGCGGUGACGUUUGGUAUUCCCACUUGGGAUUCGGCGAUUGGUUAUGUUGAGAAAGACCCCAAGUUCGUAAGCAAAAUGGCCACGGGAUAUCCUAGGUAUUUCCCUCAACCAGCUAUCCAGGAACUUUGCAGUUAUUUUACCAAUAAGUAUGGGCGAGAAUCAGAAAGCUGCCGCCCCUUUCCUUCCUUGAAUGCCGGCCUCGAAUGUCUGAAACAUGUGCAAUCAGUUAUUGGACAUGAAAGUGAAGCUCGUCUUGAAGUGGAAAGCCUUGUAUUCGAAAGCAAUGCAAAUGAGAUGAUUGAGAAUCCUUUUCGAUAUGUUAUCACGAUCGCAGCUGUCUUAGCGCCAGAAAAUGAAUUCGAGGUUGUUAAAGAGUAUUGGAAGUUAGCGGGUGAAUGUGUAUCAAGCCGAUUAGCAGUAUUUGUCAACCAAUUUCUUCACAGCCCAGAUUUUAUUACUAGCCAAAAAUCGCCGGAGGCCUCAGCAAAGCUUAUUGUUACUAUGAAAGAGGGAGACGAGGCUAAAAUAUUGCUAAAGAGAAGGAUAGCCCAGAACCAUUGCCAUCCAUUCGGCUCGGGCAGACUAAAGCAGAAUGGAGAAGACUUAAUCUUGAACCCGGAGAAAGACGUACAUCUGAUGUCAAGUGGCAUGUCUGCAAUUUUUACAGCGCGGAAACUGCUUACGUUUUGGGACGCACAAAUGAGAAGUGAACACGCAUUAAACAAAAGCGGUCUCGAGCCUGAAGCUCAGCCAUCAGCGCGAACUACAGCUGUUAUAUUUGGGUUUCCCUUCAAGGAUACACGGGUUAUCAUGGAAAACUUCGGAAACUGCGAAUUCUUUGGAUUUGGAGAUUCCAAAGAUUUAACGAAACUCAAGAGAUUCUUGGACACAGGCAAGCAGCAAAUUCUUGCAGUUUUUGUUGAAACACCUUCAAAUCCUUUGUUGAAUAUGCCUGACCUGGGAGGACUGAGGAAGUUGGCGAACGAGCAUGGUUUUUUUAUUGUUGUUGAUGACACUAUAGGAGGGCUUAACAUUGAAAUAUUAGCAUUUGCAGACAUAGUUUGCAGUUCCCUAACCAAACUGUUUAGCGGCUCCAGUAACGUUAUGGGAGGGUCGCUUAUAUUGAACCCAAAAUCUUCUUUGUACCCGUGUGCCAAGGAGUACUUUUCAAGCAAUAAAUUUGAGGACCUACUCUGGUGUCAGGAUGCGGUCGCCCUCGAGAUCAAUUCCAGGAACUUUGAAGAUAGGACGUUACGUACUAACGAAAAUACUGAGAAACUAUUGAGUGGCUUGCUUUUAUCAGAGGAAAAGAAAACAAUAAAGAAAAUUUAUUAUCCAACUUUGAGCUCCACGGAAACACUCAAAAAUUAUGAAUUUGUCCGCACUGAGCGCGGCGGCUACGGUUGUUUGUUUUCUUUGGCCUUCUACAAUGAGCAGGACGCCGAAUUUUUCUAUAACUCAUUGAAAGUGUUCAAAGGACCCUCGAAUGGAACCAACUUUACUUUGGCAUGUCCCUAUGUUCAUUUGGCGCACCACUUCGAACUCGAGGAAGUCUCUCAAUUUGGGGCUGACCCAAACUUUGUUAGAGUUAGUGUGGGCUUGGAAAAUAUCGAGUGGUUGCUGAAGGUCUUUUCAGAGGCAAUAGAAGUAGUCAAAUUAAAUCGUUCAGAUUCCAAAGUAAAUUGUUAA
Molecule: messenger RNA, 1737 nt
Organism: Lachancea nothofagi CBS 11611
Lineage: Eukaryota; Fungi; Ascomycota; Saccharomycetes; Saccharomycetales; Saccharomycetaceae
Source: the annotation of a GenBank genome assembly